Molecule: messenger RNA, 1970 nt
Organism: Topomyia yanbarensis
Lineage: Eukaryota; Metazoa; Arthropoda; Insecta; Diptera; Culicidae
Gene: Cpr73D
Exons: 4
Coding region: 188-1867 (559 amino acids)
Cellular component (GO): chitin-based extracellular matrix
Molecular function (GO): structural constituent of chitin-based larval cuticle
Source: RefSeq, a predicted model, not a curated record
GUAAGAUUCAGUUUUGAAUUGAAAUUCGACCGGUGGAAAAGUGCGGGCGCGUUUUUCGGCAGAACGGUUCUGACGAAGCAGUUGUGCUGUGAAUAAUUACUACAAUUAUUUUAGGAAUUGUUAGAACAUUGAAAUCAAUGGACUGUUUUUUGGUGAUUUUAGUGCACUAAAAGGACUCUCAGGGACAAUGAAAUUGCUUUUAGCAACGAGUGUAGUGUUAGCAUGUUUAAUAUCAGUUCGAACGGAUCAAUCGGAUUUUAACCACAUAAACUCAGAUGGAUCGUUUAGUUUUGGUUUGAAAAAUUCUGAUGUUGGAGGUCAUUACCACACCGCCAGCGGUAACCCGAAAACCAUAGUGAGAGGUCGCUAUGGCAGUCGCCAACCGGAUACGGGUCGUGUGGAAGAAACCGUAUACACAGCCGGACCACGAGGGUUCCGAGCCCGCGGUCCCAAGAUACACAGGAAGCAAAACUUAUCACAAGUACCCCGCGGUCCAGUAGGAACUCCAGAGGAUCCUUUAGCGGAUCCAUACGACGAUCCUAGUUACGAUUUUCAGUUCAAAACUCGCAACUACCAACGUCGGGAGGGUGCCGACAGCAAUGGGCGGGUUAAUGGUUUGUACACCUACGUUGAUGAUGCUGGAGAGCAGCAUUCAGUUCGCUACUCUGCCGGCACUGGAACGGGCUUCGAAGUCGCGAAUCCUGUACCAGAUGCUCCCAACACGCUAGCUUACGAAAGUCCACUGUACAAAACUCACAAACAGGUCCGCGGGAAGGUCGCAUUUGAGAGUGGUCCUAGCGGUUCUGGGCAGUAUAAAUUACAGUCGGUUGGCCCAGAUCAACGGCGUUCGGAAACAACUGGACCAGAUGGCAUUACAAGGGGUUCGUACUCAUUUUUGGAUGACAAAGGAAUUCAACGAACUGUUCAAUAUAUCGCAGGAGCUGGGAUUGGGUACAAGGUAGUUCAGAGCACUACUGGAGCGGGAAGUCAUUUGCUGGCGCAGCCAGCAACAAACUUUGGAAUUAGUCACGUUGAACAAAGCGAUGUUACGGACAAUAAUAAUCCAAGCCAUAACACAGCACCAUCAGGUCCAGCUUCUUUUCCUACCGUAAGUGAACGACCGGGAUCAGGUGGAUCCAGACCAACUGCUGCUGGAUACGAUGACACACGUCCAUCAGGAUCGGGCUAUGACAGCUCAAGACCUGCGGGCAGUGGUUACGAUGGAUCGGUUCCCGACCAUGAUGGCUACGAUAGCGGCCGACCGAAGGGGCCAUCUUUCGACGAUGACUUUGAUCGGAAAAGACCUACAACGCCCCCAAGCAAAAUUCCAUCGAGCACGGAUCGACCGGAAUCUACUGAUAAUAAGGUAGGUUUCCCCGAUGAAGACUCCGAUUACGGCGGAAGGCCUCAAGAUGAUAGCAUUAUCGGACUCAUCCCACCCAAGUAUGACUACGAACCAACUGAGGAAUCUCCUUUAUCAGGACCGUUCGAUAUCAGAAUUUCCAGCGGUCCGUCAGGACCCUCGGGAGCAGGCAUUCCGAGUUACGAAGAGUCCGCUCCCGGAACUUUCAACUCCAACGAUUUCACCAACUACCCUGAGGUUUCCUACGAUCGGAAAAAGCUGGAAGAAGACAGGAAAAAAGACUGGCGGGAGUUUGCCAAAGAUUCAACGAUUAUCAAAAACGUCGGCGAUUGGUACGUGGGACUAGCGCCCGGUGCAUCGGUGAGGGCCCACAUACAAAAUAUAGACCUGCUGCCAUAUGGCGGUCGUGCUCCUUCGCCCAGCGAGGCUCUUCGAAGAGAUACUCAGCCAAAGACCAACGCUAAACGUCCGUAUGAACGCCGGAGGCGAAGUGAGCGAAAAUGAAUUGUUAGUUACCUUUUCUAUUUAAUUAUUAGCUUGUACGUGACAUUCCAGGUCAAUGUGUUCAAUUGUACCAGGGUUGUAAAUAAAUUAUUAUAUGAAUUGG